CAAAUUUUUUGGGACGGAGGGAGUAGUUGUUCUUUAGCUUUUAAAGUAGUUUAUGACACCACUGCUUAAGUUGUCUAGGUCCGCCGCCCCUGAUCAUGAAGAAGAUUAUAUUCAUUCUCGCGGCGGCGGCGGCGUGGCCACUGACCGUCGUCAAGCCGGAGGAGGCCUCCUCCAAGAACAGGCCGGCGGGGGAGAUCAUCGACAUAUCCCAUGAGUAUGCUGAGGGACGACUGCCCCUCUUCGACAGCCCAACCGGCCUUGGUUCCUUCUACGUCCCCUUUUCGAGCAUAAAGCACGGGGCCCUGGCUAAUACCAUCAAUUUCACCCUCAACUCCCACUCCGGAACCCAUGUAGACGCCCCUGGGUUUCUCAACCACACCCUCCUCCAAGAGGGCUACGACGUCGACUCCUUAGAUCUCUACACCUUAACCGGCCCUUGUAUGGUGGUGGAAACUCCUCGGGACCAAAACAUCACCGCCGAGGUGAUGGAGGGGCUAAACAUUGCCCAGGGAGUGGAGAGAGUCCUCUUCAAAACUCUCAACACCGACAGGAAGUUGAUGUACCAACCGAGGUUCGACUCGAGCUACACCGCCUUCACCCCCGACGGUGCUCGGUACCUCGCCUCCCACACCGACAUCAAACUUGUCGGCAUCGACUACCUGUCGGUUGGAGUGAGGGAGGACUUAAGGGACGUGUACCUCACGUUUCUUAACACUAAGAGAAUUAUACUGGUCGAGGCCUUGAAGCUGGACGAUGUCGAGCAGGGGGUCAAGAUCAUCAAGAACAGAUCUAUCCUAUUGAAGUCUAGAUUUGCUAAGGCCGUCGGCAAGUUUCCGAUCAGCUCGUUACGGGAGAGAAUCCCGGAAAACAUGGAAGAAGACCUCCGAAUCUCCAUCGACAAGCUUCCAAUCAACCGCAUUGAAUUCGUCGACGAAAACGGUGUCGAACGGUUUCCUUCUGAUGUAGGGUACGAUGAUAAGACGGUGAACUUAAUAAGGAGAAUUGACUUCGGGUGGGCGGUGGAGAGGGAGGAUCCCAGUAAGAAGCAGAAGAAGAUUGCCGUCUCGAGUUCUUCGUCGAAGGAGACAUGCGGAAAUCAACCAUGGCAGUGGCAGAGCUUAGUGGAGAAUCUGCAGCUGGCUCACCAGGAACUCUCCAUCAUUAUUGAUCUCAUCAAUAAUGUGGAAGCAAAUGAUGCUGUAACAGUGGCUGGUAUGACCAGGCCAAAGCAAUUGCCAAAUGAGCUUCUAUCUGACCUUGCCGUGUCUAUGGCUACCAAGCUACAAAAUUUUCGGCACUUGGGGAAGUAUUUUAAGAAAUCUGCAAAAGCAUUGGAGAAACAAGUAGCCAGGGAAGCACGAUUCUAUGGUGCUUUGAUUAGAUUGCAGCAGAAUUGGAAAAUCAAGUGGCAUAGGAUGGUUGCUGCCUCAUCUGGAAAUGAAGGAUUUUACAUCGACUUAAUUGACAAUACAUUACAUGAUCCAGCACUUGUAUUUCGCCCUUCUUCUGCUUCUGCAGUUCGUGUUGAGCAUGACUUGACUGGAACGCUAGCUGUGAAUUUGCCACCUAAUUCAUGUAAAACACUCCAAUUUGAGUUUCAUGGUGCACAUUCAACUGGUAUUUCCAGGCAAUUGGCCAAGCCAGAAGUGAAGGGCACAAUUAUGGAUUCUUCUAGUGAAUCUAAGAAAGAAAAAAGUGAUGAUGAGCAUGUCAAAGAAACACAUUGCGUUCUACGUGAACUCCACAGGGCUAUAUUUGAUGAACAGGUAUUUGAUCUUGUGAAUCGUGAAGCAUUCAACCCAUCUUUUAGAAUCAACAUGACAGGAGUUCAAGAGAAUUUUUUGCGUUUAAGCAUUGGUCAAGGAGCAUCUGUCUCUCUUUCACUUGUGCCACAUGAUGGAGGUGAUAAAAAAACCAGUGGUGAAGGUGAUGAAGCAUUGGGUGCUGUGGUCAUGCCUAUGGAAUCUUUUGAUGGGUCAAAAUUAGAUGAUGGAAAAGUGAACUUGAAGAAGUUGGGAUCUGUAAAUCAAACCAGUUUUGAAAUAUAUUUACAACAAAUUUUCCAUGAACAUGUGUUUGUUAAAGCCAAAAGCAGAUCAUCAAGUUCUAUCAACUCUCGAGUAUCUGUUGCACCUACAAAGAGCAGUUCAAAUCUCCUGGGUCAUUUCUGUCGGUCUCUGGCUCACAGGAUGUUCUCAAACAAAGUUCUUGCAGAGCUGGAAACUCUGGUUAGCAAAAUGCCUUAUGUGGAAUUGAUUUCUCACCUCACUUGGCACUCUCGAAAGUCUGCAUGGACGCUCUUGAUGAAGUGUAUGAUGGUUGCAUAAGCGUGGAAGGUCUUCCUGCCGUUCUGCUGCAGCAGGUAGCGAGCCAAGUCAUACGGUGGCUUCAUGAGGAAGCUCUUAUGGUGGGUAUAAAGGCCAAUAGGGACU
Molecule: messenger RNA, 2432 nt
Organism: Cuscuta campestris
Lineage: Eukaryota; Viridiplantae; Streptophyta; Magnoliopsida; Solanales; Convolvulaceae
Source: the annotation of a GenBank genome assembly